AUGCCUGGCGGCUUCCCCGUGCAAGUACCGCUUGUGACGGUGGAGGCGGACGAGGACAAUGGCGCGGAAACUGGAGCAUCAGGCUCCUUCCUUCAUGACAGCAAUGAAAAUGUCAUGUUCGAGCGGCAGUCUGGAGCGGAGCAAGAUUCGAUACUAAAUCACGUCAGGAUGAUGCGCACUAGUUCAUCCAGCUCGGCUCGCACAUCACCCACCCAGUUCACUGAAGACGCUAUGUCGGAGAAAGAUGAUUCGGAGUCAAUACAGAUAAUGCUUGGCGCCACCCCUACGAUCACCGAGCCUCGCCAGGAGUGGGGUACGAAAGAUCGCACAAAGGCGGAGACCGAGAUGAGUGUUAACCGAAGACUCGCGCGUGCUUUCGAUACUUCUGACCCACGAAUAUCGUACCUCGAGCAGGCAGAUGAUGUUUACGCUCAGGACGACCAGACACCCGAUGGGACGCCGGCAUUAUCCGGAAAGGAACGCUUCACCCUAGACGGCAAAGCAUACAGCAUGGUCAACCAGAUUCUAGAACAAUAUUACACCUCUAGCUACGUCACACCAGAGAUGGCAUUUGGGUUCCAACAGCAAAUCCAGGCCAUGUCACCAGAGCUGGCGCGGCAUGGAAACUGGGAGUCGAAGCAGGCGACUCAAGUGUAUCUGGAGCAGCUCCUGAGGGCUGCAACCGGCCCAGUGGGAAGCUUUGAAACACCUCAAACCCCUCCAGUGGCGGAUGUCUCCCACCUUGACCCUACCGGCGUGCGUGCGUUGAACGCAUCGCCCGACGACGGGUAUACCGGGACAGCAAUCAUCUUUGGCCAGUCGCGGAAAUACGGCCAAGCGAGCGAUCACCAAACUCCGGAAUUGGAGUACCCACCAACACCACCUCCUAAGGAUCGGAGCUACACAUCUGGUGCGACAGGUUCGCACGAUGAGGCAGCUGAGUCCACCCCGCGCACAUGGGCUGAUAGCCGGUCUCGACUGUCAGAAGUUUCGGACAACGGAACUCGGUUUGGUCUUGCAAUUCAGGUCGCGUCGACGGAACCCUCCCCAACUUUGCCGCCAUUCCCAAGCCAUUCACCACCGCCUCCACCACCCACUGCAAUCGAUGGGUUGCUGUCCCCAAAUAAGCCGAUACGGUCCCCACUAUCCCCAAGUGUCUAUGGCCAACUUCCACCAUCAAGCCUCUUCCCACCAGCGGUCCCUCCAGUCCCAGCGGUUCGUACGAGUGAUGAGUACGAUGGGGAACGUAGCCAGCCGGGGUCCGCUAAUGCGCGCCGCUCCCAAUCCAUAACGCCGUUGUCUCAAGAGCCAUCGCAGAUGUCUGACGCGGAAAAUGACGAUCAAAAGCGCUUGAAGGAACGGAGGCAUCUGGUUAAGGAGCUGCUAGAUACCGAGUUCAGUCACGCGCAAGACAUGAGGAUCGUCGAAGACAUUUACAAGGGCACCUCGACUUCGAUAGACACCAUCACUGAUGAUGACCGGAGAGUCCUGUUCAGCAACUCCAAGGAGAUUGCAGACUUUUCCGAGAAGUUCAUCUCAACACUGAAGCCAGCUGCUGCAAGCAUCUAUACGAUGACGAAGACCGCUAAAUGGAGCGUCAAACGUGGCAGUGUAUCCACCUCGCACAGCGCAACAACCGAUCAGUCCUCUUCCAGCUUCCCAGAUCAGCUAGAUGACGCGCAGGACAGGAAGACGUUGAUUGGUGAGGCCUUCUUGCAGAACCUCACGGCAAUGGAAAAGUGCUACGGCACGUACAUUAAGAGCCAUGAGGCGGCGAAUCAACGCCUUGUCGCACUGCAGCAAAGACCCAAGGUCCCGGUCUGGCUCGCAGAGUGUCGUGCUUACGCGAACGAUCUCACUACAACGUGGGAUCUGGACUCGCUCCUAGUAAAGCCCACGCAGAGGUUGAUGAAAUAUCCUUUGAUAUUAACGGACUUGCUCAAGUGCACGCCAAAGGAUCAUCCCGAUUACAAGAAUCUAGAAACGGCAUUGCGGGAACUUCGAAGCAUCUGCAAUCGUAUCAACGAAACGAAGAAACGAGCGGAGCUCAUCGAUCAGGUCGUCAACCGGAAGCGGAACCAGUCUGACGCUCGCCUACCAUCUGGCCUCGCCAAAGUCAUCGGACGUCGAACUGAACGAUUGAAGCAGCAGGUUGGGCUGACUGAGUCCGUCGAUGAUCAAGACUACGACGCAAUAGCGCAAAAGUUCGGCGGUCAUUUCUUCCAAUUGCAGAUUGUGAUGCGGGACGUUGAGAAGUACAUGGAGGACGUACAGCAAUACGUCGAUCGAUGCAACAGUCUUAUCCUUGCAAUUGAAGGUUUCAUUGACGUCAGACCGGGUACCUCCCCCGAGCUUGAAAGCAAGUGGCGGAGGUAUUCGAUGGCUGUUCGGGAGAUUACUACAAUCGCGCUCCCGGAGCAUAAAGCCGCUCUGACCAGCAAAGUGAUCAAUCCUAUCUUGACGCUUUGGAAGGUUCACGACAACCCUCAGAGGAUGAUGCAGAAGCGGAAGAAGCGCAUAGUCGAUUACGCUCGGUUCAAGGGCAUGAUCGAUCGCGGUGAAAAGCCAGACAAGAAGACACAGGAAGCAGCAGAUCAGUUUCAGGCUCUGAAUGAAACUUUGAAACUAGAGCUGCCGAAACUGUACGCACUGACGAAGAAGUUGAUCGAGGCCUGCCUUGAUCAAUUCAUCGAUGUCCAGAAGCAGUGGCAAGACAUCUGGAGGAGAAAGGUUAACGUGCUCGACGAAACGAUACCGGACCGACCCGCCAGCAACAUGUUCUCUCAAGACAUGUCGGAGGUUGUAGCGAGAUAUUUCAGCGACUUCAGGCCCGUUGAGCAACUCGUGGAAUCUUUUGUGAUCUGCGAUGCAAAUCAGGUCAAAGAACUGUGCAAGAUGUCGUCACCAUCAGCAUCAAUCUUCGCCGACAGCCUGUCCACCAAGCGGCCUUCCACCUUCGCAAGCUCGAAGCGCACGCAAUCUAUUAACAGCGAGCAGUCUGCUAUUAUGGCUUCACCUGACUUUGUCCAGCGAUUCAGCGGCAACUUCCCGAUAUUACCACCCAUGGAUACCAUGACGCCCUUUGGUGAGGCCCAACCCUCUCCUAUGGGGAGGAUGCGCGCGGGCUCCGCCUUAUCUAGCCGUGGACCUUCAACGCCUCGUUCACUCUCCGCUGCCGGCCCGUCAUAUUUCCCCGCUAGGCCUUCCACUGCAACUGGUCGGAUCACGGAGCCUCUACCUUCGCCAUCCUUUCCUCGUCUCAGCCUCGACACGCCUGAAUCCCGUCCGGCUUCUAAUCCAGCCCACAUUUCAAACACACAGGGCGGGUACAACCGAGGAUCUUCGAUCUUCUCGUCGGCAAUGCCGAUGUCGGAUUCCCCUACCACCACUAGGGCCGGUUCCCCAAGUGUGGACAACGGUGAACCAAGAGUCCUGUUCUUGGCAGCUAGUCUCUUCGAGUUCAACAUCGCCCACGAUCGCACGGAGGGUGGUUACCCUUAUCUUCGCUACGUGCCUGGCGAGAUCUUCGACGUCAUAGGCCAGAAGGGUGAGCUUUGGCUUGCCCGAAACCAAGAUGACGCACUCAAAAAAGUGGGCUGGAUCUGGGAAAAGCAUUUUGCCCGGUUUCCGGUAGACGAGCCCUGA
Coniosporium apollinis CBS 100218 is the source of this 3645-nucleotide messenger RNA. RefSeq lists its product as uncharacterized. The record is from RefSeq and is a predicted model, not a curated record. Gene Ontology annotation, molecular function: guanyl-nucleotide exchange factor activity; protein binding. NCBI's taxonomy places the organism in Eukaryota, Fungi, Ascomycota, Dothideomycetes. The coding region runs from base 1 to 3645 and encodes 1214 amino acids. The transcript has 3 exons. Gene Ontology annotation, cellular component: cytoplasm.